Molecule: messenger RNA, 2079 nt
Organism: Salvia splendens (bonfire salvia)
Lineage: Eukaryota; Viridiplantae; Streptophyta; Magnoliopsida; Lamiales; Lamiaceae
Product: Exostosin family protein
Exons: 3
Coding region: 540-1952 (470 amino acids)
Molecular function (GO): glycosyltransferase activity
Source: RefSeq, a predicted model, not a curated record
ACCAGUCUUCCUUCCUUGGCUUGCCGCAAAAGGUGAAGUGUUAUGAGGCGGAGUAGCAGCACAUUCCAAUUGAAGCUGCAGAAGGUGUGAGUAACAUCAGCACAGUUAUGAGGCGGAGCAGCGGUUAGUGGAUGUGGGAUUGGAGAUGAGAUGAGAUGGAUUGAUUGUUGAUUUGUGGGACGAAUUUCUGCUAACACGCCAUUUCAUUUUACUUGUUUGAUACACGCCACGCCACGCCGCGCCCAAUUGACAUAAACACCUCAUUUCAUUUAGCCUCAUUCUAAUUUUCGUAACCAAAAAAACCACUUCUCUUUCAGAUAGUACUAUUAGAUAAUUAGAGUAUCUUUUUCCUAAACUCAACCAAAUUUUGAAAAACAAAAAUAUCCAACUUUUCAUGACAAAAUCAUUCAAGGGUUUCGUUCAAUAUUCAAAUAGUACUCCAUAAAAUUUUGUUAAAAUCCAAAAUUCCUCUUCUCUGUGAAAAUGUAAUGUAAAUAUAAAUACAUCUACACACCAACUGAGAUGAUAAUUUGAAUGCAAUGGCACCGCCCAGAACCCCACCCCUCUUCAUCACACUCUCACUCCUAUGCAUUCUCUCUCUAAUUUUCUUCUACCUCUACUCCACCUCCACCAUCCCACCACCGCCAAAUUUCAAAACCGAUUUCUCCCAAGAUCGCAUCAAGGUCUACGUCUCCCCCCUCCCCAGAUCCCUCAACUACGGCCUUUUACAAAAAUACUGGGCCCUAUCCUCCAACACAAGAAUCGGCAGCCAAGUCGACAACGAAAUCCGUAAGAAAAUCUCGCCCAAACAAUCCCUCAAAUCCCUCCCCUUCCCCGAAAACCCCAUUAUUAAACAGUACAGCGCUGAAUACUGGAUCUUGGGAGAUUUAUUGACGCCUGAGCAUCUCAAAGGAGACUCCUUUGCCAAGAGGGUUUCGGAUUCUAGGGAGGCCGAUGUGAUUUUCGUGCCUUUUUUCGCCGCAUUGAGCGCUGAAUUGCAGCUGGUGGUUGAUAAAGGCGUGUUUAGGAAGAGGGUUGAGACGAAUGAGGAUUAUGUGAGGCAGAGAAUGGUGAUUGAUUCGGUUAAAAAGACGGAAGCUUGGCGGAAAUCUGGGGGCAGAGAUCAUGUUUUUGUUCUCACUGAUCCUGUUGCAAUGUGGCAUGUCAAAGAUGAGAUAGCCCCUGCUAUCCUCCUUGUGGUGGACUUUGGUGGCUGGUACAGGCUUGACACGAAGACAUCCAAUGGAAGCUCUUCCGACUCAAUGAUACAUCACACUCAAGUCUCUCUACUGAAAGAUGUCAUUGUACCUUACACCCAUUUACUUCCUAGGCUACACCUAUUUGAAAACCGGAAGAGGCCCACACUUCUUUACUUCAAAGGAGCAAAGCAUAGGCACCGGGGAGGUCUUAUUCGUGAGAAAUUAUGGGAUUUGUUGAUCGAUGAGCCGGGAGUGAUUAUGGAAGAGGGCUUUCCUAAUGCCACAGGGAAGGAGCAAUCGAUAAAAGGGAUGAGGUCAUCGCAGUUCUGCUUACAUCCAGCAGGUGACACACCAACUUCGUGCAGACUCUUUGAUGCUGUGCAGAGUCUCUGCAUACCAGUCAUUGUCAGCGACAAUGUUGAGCUACCAUUUGAAGGCAUGGUGGAUUACUCAGAAUUCUCUGUUUUUGUUGCUGUUAGUGAUGCUUUGAAGCCCGAUUGGCUAGUGAGUCAUCUGAGAAGCUAUUCUCGUAAACAGAAAGAUAGGUUUCGCAGAAACAUGGCCACGGUUCAACCGGUCUUCCAAUAUGACAACGGCCAUCUGGGUGGUGUUGGCCCGAUACCUCCAGGUGGCGCAGUGAAUCACAUAUGGAGAAAAGUUCAUCAAAAGCUGCCAUUGAUCAGAGAAGCUAUCACACGAGAGAGGCGAAAACCUCAGGGAGUAUCGGUUCCACUUCGUUGUCAUUGCAUUUGAUGUAUCAUAUUUCCAUAACUCACUUCUUCACUUUACUCCAUUUUUGUAUUUUAAUGUUUUCGUUUAUUCAUCAAUAUGGGUUUAUUAUACCUUCUUUAAUAGAUCUACUACACAAGGUUUGCAUUUG